Molecule: messenger RNA, 768 nt
Organism: Mercenaria mercenaria
Lineage: Eukaryota; Metazoa; Mollusca; Bivalvia; Venerida; Veneridae
Product: SCAN domain-containing protein 3-like
Exons: 2
Coding region: 1-768 (255 amino acids)
Source: RefSeq, a predicted model, not a curated record
AUGGGUGGAAUGGCUAACCAGCACAAGGCUUCAGUUACCAGAUUAAAAUACAAGGGUAAAGAGUCGUUACCAAAACAGGUUGACAACAUUCUCACCGAAGAAGCUGACACCAUUACAGCCUACAUGAAAUGUGUUUACCAUCAGGCCAAACAGGAACUUCCAAAAUCAGCCUUCAAAGAACACAUUGAUCUUGCAGACAAUUUCAAUGUCAAAUUCAUUAAAAACAAAUCUUAUGAACCUCUGUGCACAUCCAAUUAUAGUCUGAAUGAAUUCUAUCAAUCAAUCAGUGAUGUCAUUUGGGAGGACACAUAUGAAGCUAUCAUUCGUUCACAAAAGUAUGGAUUAAUUAUUGAUGAGAGCACAGACAUUGGAAACAAAAAACAGUUACUUGCCUACAUACAGCAUCUUGAUGAGGAUGGUGUAAAAUGUGCUCUUCUUGAUAACAUGCUGAUAACUGCAUCUCAGGCAAAUGUAGAAACAAUAACAUGUAAGAUAAAAGACUAUCUUGAAAGAAAACAAAUUGACAUUAGUAAAAUGGUAGGCAUAGGAACUGAUGGCGCUUCUGUGACGACAGGAAGUAAGAAUGGUGUUGUUAAAAGGCUGAAAGACUGUGCUCCCUCUUUAAUUGGUGCACACUGUGCUGCUCAUCGUUGUUCUCUAGCUACUUCCCAAGCUACAAAGUCUAGCCCUGAACUGGAGUCAUACAGUAGAACAGUCAACAAUAACUACUACUUCUCAAUUCUGCCAAAAGAUGGUCUAUCAUGUUAA